Xenopus tropicalis (tropical clawed frog) is the source of this 1080-nucleotide messenger RNA. Its product is annotated as hepatic lectin. The transcript has 7 exons. The record is from RefSeq and is a predicted model, not a curated record. The coding region runs from base 95 to 799 and encodes 234 amino acids. NCBI's taxonomy places the organism in Eukaryota, Metazoa, Chordata, Amphibia, Anura, Pipidae. Gene Ontology annotation, molecular function: carbohydrate binding.
AGGGACCUACUGUUUCUGGCAGGGAGGCGGCAGAACCACACUGAGAAGGAACCACUCAGCUGGGCAGAGAGACUUUCCCAUCCAUUGGCACAAGAUGGACAGAGGAAGGCGCCAUUUUGAUUCUGAAGGAUAUGAAAAUAUCCCUUUUGAGGAGAACCCAACUGAGCUUGUAAUGAGGAUGAAGAACUUUCAUAAAGAACUUAAAGAAGGAAAGAGGAGUCAGAGGAGACAGAGGAAACUCCUGAUGGUUCUGGUGACACUGGUGGUUCUUGUCUUCAUUUUCCUGAUAAUCCUGACCGGCCUUGUAUCACUAUACUAUGUUACAGUGAGCCGGCAGCUACAGCAGGCAGAUUCCCGUAUAUCAGAGGCUACAGACAGUAUUAAGCAGGACAUCUUACAGACAAUCCAAAAAGAGAGACGUCAGUGUGAUUCUGGCUGGAAAAAAUUUGAUGGAAGCUGUUAUUAUAUUGUUACAACUGAGACAAACUGGACAGAUGCCCAGGCCAUUUGUAAAUCAAUGAACAGCGACCUGGUUAUUAUCACCAGUGAGAAGGAACAGAACUUCCUUGAAAGUCUUACUAACCAGUCAGACUUUUGGAUUGGUCUCCAAAGGGAUAAGGUGGAUAAGGAUGAGUGGCGAUGGGUGGAUGGAACACUCCAAAAUCCAUUAGAGGGAUUCUGGAGGUCGGGGGAGCCAUUUAAUGCAGGCGGAAAAGAAGACUGUGUUCAUAUGUGGCUGGGCGAAAAGUGGAAUGAUAGAGAUUGCAGCUUUUCUGAAAAAGCCUUCUGUGAGAAAUAAUUGACAUGUUGUGUAUAGAAUAAAAUCAAGGAAAGUUUAUGGAAGAUACAUUAUCAACUCAGUACUCAGUAUACACUACUUUGGAUACAACACUGACUGAGAGUAAUGAUGCCUAAUAGGACAAACGUUCCCCUUGUAACUAAGGAUAAAACAUUACGUUUUGCUUAAAAUCCACAUUCUAUCCAACACAGCUUAGACACGCCACUGUUAAAGGAGAACUCCUUCCAAACCAAAAUUUGAGCCCCACACAACACAGAAACCCCUGAUAUGCCAAUCUUUGU